CUCACUAACUCUCUCUCUCUCUCUCUCUAUAUAUCUUUCUUUCUCUCUCCUCCAUUAGCACACACUCUCACAGCUCUCAAACUCAAAACCCUCUCUUUCUCUCUCCCUAGGGCUAGUAGUUACUAGCUUUAGCUUUGUUGAAACCCUACUCGCUCAAUUCAAAGCUGUGGUUUUCUGAAUUUUUGUAGUGUUUUGGGGGGAAAGGGUUCGGAGCCCUAGGUCCAGUGACUGAGUGAGUGAGUGACAAGAAGUAGAGGAGUUUUAGAUCUGCGAUUCCUCAAAGCUAUGGCUUUGUUGUUGCUCCACUAGCUUUUUUUUUUUUUUGGUUAAUUGAUAUCGCCAUGUCAAACUCCGACCCCAAACAACGCCCGCGUCCUGGUCCGUGGCCACCGGUGCCGGAGUCUUCCGCAAUGCCGCCUUCUUCUUGGGCUAAGCGGACUGGCUUCAGGCCCAAGUUCUCCGGCGAGACCAAUGCCAGUGAUUCCGGUCAGAUAUCUUUGCCGCCUAGGCCAAGGGAGCCGGAAGCCCAGCCCGAUCUCGAGGCUGGCCGGGCACGUCCAACUGCCAAUGGUCGGGCUGAGGCCGAAAGGGCUCAACCAACAACGCCAGCCGCACCGCCGGCGGUGGUGGUGGAGAAGGAAAAGACGGUGAAGAAGAGGAGGGAAGCUGAUGGCGUCCCUAAACAUUCAACCAACGGAAAUGGUGGUGCGGUGCCGGCUUCGGACCCACCUCCGUCACAGCCACGGAGGUCAGCCCGGAACGAAGAAGCUAUCGAUGUUUUGCCGCAGAGUGUUGAUGAUGAUGGAGCCAUGGCUAGGCACUCGCAUUUGAAGUAUGACCUCAGAGAUACACCUGGGCUUGUUCCAAUUGGUCUGUAUGGGCUCCAGCACUACUUGUCAAUCUUGGGUUCGUUAAUUCUCACUCCGCUUGUUAUAGUUCCGGCAAUGGGUGGCAGUUCUGAGGAUACUGCAAAUGUGGUAUCAACAGUGCUCUUUGUUUCGGGAGUGACAACGUUGUUGCAUACGUCUUUUGGUUCGAGGUUACCAUUGAUACAGGGUCCAUCAUUUGUUUACCUGGCUCCUGCCUUAGCUAUAAUCAACUCCCCGGAAUUUAUAGGACUUAAAGGAAAUAGUUUCAAGCAUAUCAUGAAGGAGUUACAGGGGGCUAUUAUUAUAUCUUCAACGUUCCAAGCAAUACUUGGAUAUAGUGGAUUGAUGUCAUUAUUUUUGAGGUUGAUCAAUCCAGUUGUUGUGUCACCUACAAUUGCUGCAGUUGGACUUUCUUUUUAUAGUUAUGGUUUUCCUCUUGUUGGUAAUUGUCUUGAAAUUGGGGCGGUGCAGAUAUUAUUGGUCAUUUUAUUUUCUCUCUACCUUCGCAAAGUAUCCAUUCUUGGCCAUCGCAUAUUUCUAAUAUACGCGGUUCCAUUGGGUCUGGCAAUUACAUGGGCAGCUGCUUUCUUACUGACUGAAGCUGGAGUCUAUAGCUAUAAAGGAUGUGACGUAAAUGUACCUGUCUCGAAUAUAAUAUCAGAACAUUGCAGAAAGCAUGUCUCAAGAAUGAAAUACUGUCGAGUUGAUACUUCUCAAGCAAUACAUUCUUCUCCGUGGUUUAGGUUCCCUUAUCCGUUACAAUGGGGUACUCCUGUCUUCACCUGGAAAAUGGCUUUUGUAAUGUGUGUGGUCUCUAUAAUUGCAUCAGUCGAUUCGGUUGGCUCAUACCACGCCUCUUCACUGUUGGUGGCAUCUAGACCUCCUACCCCUGGAGUUCUUAGUCGAGGAAUUGGUUUGGAAGGUCUUUCUAGUGUCUUGGCUGGUCUAUGGGGUACAGGAACUGGAUCCGCUACUUUGACAGAAAAUGUUCACACUAUUGCUGUGACUAAAAUGGGAAGUCGAAGGGCAGUUGAAUUAGGUGCAUGCAUUUUGAUCGUCUUAUCCCUUGUUGGUAAAGUUGGAGGCUUCAUUGCCUCAAUCCCUGAAGUCAUGGUUGCUGCUCUUCUAUGCUUCAUGUGGGCAAUGCUUGCUGCAUUAGGCUUGUCAAACCUACGAUAUAGUGAGGCCGGGAGCUCUCGAAAUAUUAUCAUAGUUGGGCUAUCUUUGUUCUUCUCACUUUCAAUACCGGCGUACUUUCAGCAAUAUGGCAUCUCUCCGAACUCCAACUUAUCUGUUCCGAGUUAUUUUCAACCUUACAUUGUUACCUCUCAUGGUCCCUUCCGCACUAGCUUUGGAGGGGUGAACUACGUCAUGAACACACUGCUAUCAUUACACAUGGUGAUUGCAUUUCUUGUGGCUGUUAUUCUAGACAACACAGUUCCAGGCAGUCGGCAAGAACGUGGGGUGUAUGUGUGGUCGGAAUCAGAGGUGGCACGAAGAGAACCUGCUGUUACCAAGGACUAUCAGUUACCCUUCAGAAUUGGUCGGGUUUUCAGAUGGGUAAAAUGGGUUGGCCUAUGAGAGGAUUUUUCUUGCUAUUUAUCACAUUGUCAAGCUUCUUGACUGCGAUUCCACUAGAAGGUUAGUACUGUAUGAUGAUUGGUGAUUAUGAAUGCAAUUCUUGGAUUCGAAUGCUAAAUUAUCGGCCCCCGGGAAACGAUUUUCUCCUACGCGAAGGUACGCCUUAGGACUGUAGGUCUUACAGAGAUGUUUUGUGUACAUUUGAGGAAAGAACUGGCUGUGUUGUAAUUUUUAGAUUAUGAACAUUGUAUGUAGGAUUUAGAUAUAUUCUAAAAUGUCCGGUUGGACUUUUUUUAUUUUAUUUUAUUUAUUUUUAAAUGCGGUUGGGGGAGAGUUUUGAUUGAUGUGAUGUUGAUGUAUAUGUAAAAUAUUUUUGUUGGAACGGUUCCUUUGAGGAUUGAUUCUCAAUGGAAACAAGGGGAAAUAUUCAUUGUGAGAGUGAGGACUGUCUUCUUGGAA
This is a messenger RNA of Humulus lupulus (European hop), 2909 nucleotides long. RefSeq names its product nucleobase-ascorbate transporter 12. Gene Ontology annotation, biological process: transmembrane transport. Lineage: Eukaryota; Viridiplantae; Streptophyta; Magnoliopsida; Rosales; Cannabaceae. The transcript is spliced from 10 exons. Gene Ontology annotation, molecular function: transmembrane transporter activity. The record is from RefSeq and is a predicted model, not a curated record. The coding region runs from base 342 to 2450 and encodes 702 amino acids. Gene Ontology annotation, cellular component: plasma membrane.